CAUGCACAUUCCACCAAUCAGAACGCGAGCUCUGCAUCCAGACCUUUACCAUGGAGUUGUCUUGGUCUUAAAGCAUCAGUCUUAAUGCAGGACGGUCGACUUUUCUGUGCUUCUCUGAAUACAAACUGAGCUUUGUUGAAAGUUUAAUGAGGGACUCGGAUGUGCAAGGAAAGGGUUGCGCUUCAGGGGAUUCAUUAAACCCACGCAUCAUAUGUUUCAUUUAGAGGAGUUGCGUGUUUUUCUGGGUCCGAGCUCUGCAUUUUUACAGUAAUGGCCAUCAAUACAGACGCCGAGUUUGAGAGGAGUGCGAUGGGCGAGAGCAGCGGCGGCGGCGGCGGAGGAGGAGAAGGAGGAGAAGGAGGCGGCGGCGCGGCGGAAUUCAGAGACACGCAGAAACUUCUCGGCGUCGUCGUGGGCGACGGUAAAGACGGACUCGGGAGCUGUUCCGACUCACGCCGGCCGAGCGUCAAGUCUCUGAAGUCUCUCAGAUCCCUGAACGUAGAGCAGAACAGCUACAAGUCCACAGGGACCGGAAGUGUUCAGUCCCUGCCGCGCUCUCCCGCACCGGAGCGCACCGAGCCCGAGCCGCGCAGCUACAUGUGGCUCGCGCUCUUCUCCUGCUUCUGUCCCGCACUGCCGCUCAACGCCAUCGCGCUGUACUUCUCCCACGCGUCCCGCUCCAUGACCCAGGCUAAUGAUUAUGAUGGCGCUAGAAGACUGGGCCAGCGUUCGCUGCUCUUCAGUGUCCUGGCCAUUGCUGUGGGUCUGAGUAUAAUCCUUUAUCUAGCGAUCACAGAGAGCUGAUGUGGUGGACUCUAGAACACCUUUAUGUCACGGACGAUCGGCCGGGUCUGGUGGCAUGUCCUUCUGAGGGCGUGAACAGCGUCCUUGAGAUCUGAAAGGUCUAGAAUAUCUUGCACUACAAUUACAAAAUACAUGUUAUGCCUUAUCGUAUCUCGGGCAAGUAUGGAUUUCUCGUGCAUGCUUUGUCUCCGUCCUCUGAGAUAGUAGACAACGUCUGCGUGGGGCGUGUCUUAUUUGACGGGCGCGGCCAAAUAAACUGUCAUGAGCUGAAAUCUGCCAAUAAAGCUUGAAAAGCAGAGCAA
This is a messenger RNA of Ictalurus punctatus (channel catfish), 1106 nucleotides long. RefSeq names its product trafficking regulator of GLUT4 (SLC2A4) 1b (gene trarg1b). The transcript is spliced from 3 exons. Gene Ontology annotation, cellular component: membrane. The record is from RefSeq and is a predicted model, not a curated record. NCBI's taxonomy places the organism in Eukaryota, Metazoa, Chordata, Actinopteri, Siluriformes, Ictaluridae. The coding region runs from base 271 to 804 and encodes 177 amino acids.